Molecule: messenger RNA, 531 nt
Organism: Penicillium pulvis
Lineage: Eukaryota; Fungi; Ascomycota; Eurotiomycetes; Eurotiales; Aspergillaceae
Product: acyl-CoA thioesterase
Exons: 2
Coding region: 1-531 (176 amino acids)
Cellular component (GO): mitochondrion
Molecular function (GO): fatty acyl-CoA hydrolase activity
Source: RefSeq, a predicted model, not a curated record
AUGGCAACUUCUGACUACUUAGCCAAGAAGGGUCGUGUACGCAGCGAUUAUGGCUAUCAUCAAGUCCACCAAACAAGAUGGUUCGACAAUGACAUGUAUGCUCAUCUGAACAAUACUGUCUAUACCGCCCUUUUCGACACCAUUGCCAACUCUUACCUGAUCGAGGCCUGCGGCAUGAAUCCCUUCAGCGUCAACAACCCCACUCCUAAGAGCCAAGCUGGCCAGCCAUCCAAUCUAUCAGUUGGCGCGGAUCAGAUUGGUCUGAUUGUUUCAACGCACGCGGACUUCUUUGCUUCCGUUGCAUUUCCCGAUAUCCUUGAGGUCGGGUUACGAGUUGCUAAAUUAGGGUCAUCGAGCGUGACAUGGGAAAUCGGGGUGUUUCGGAAGGGCGAGGAAGAUGUGAAGAUGGUCGGAACUUAUAUCCAUGUUUUUGUUCUGCGGGAGACAAUGCGAGUGGGCAAGGGUGGCAUGGAGGAUAAGGUGCGCAAUGGGCUCCAGAAGUUGCUCAGUAAACCGGAUUCGAAGCUGUGA